This is a messenger RNA of Monascus purpureus, 1437 nucleotides long. Lineage: Eukaryota; Fungi; Ascomycota; Eurotiomycetes; Eurotiales; Aspergillaceae. The record is from the annotation of a GenBank genome assembly.
AUGGUCUCGGACCCUGCUGUACGGGGGAACCCAUCAGUUCCCUCACUUUCAAUCGAACUCCGAAUCAGCGGCUUCAAUCCAGAUCAAUCAACGGCCAAAGACUUCGGUCAUUCUUCCAAGAUCCUUGUCGUCGGUGCCGGCACAUGGGGUGCUUCGACUGCUCUCCAUCUUGCUAGAAGAGGCUACACCGAUGUGACGGUGUUGGACGCCUAUCCGCAGCCCUCGGCGAUUUCCGCGGGGAACGACGUGAACAAGAUAGUCUCAUUCCAAAAUCCGCCAUCUGAAGAUGACCCAGACUACGUGAACAAAACCUUCUUCGCAGCCCUCGCCAAGGGCUUCAGAGAAGACCCCGUCUUCAGACCCCAUUUCCACGAGACGGGGAAUAUCAUCGCCGCGUUCUCCCCCGGCGGACUGAAAGCCAUCCGAGGACGACACCGGGAAGGCUUCGACGUCGUCGAGCUGAAUACCCCGGAAGACUUCCGGAAGACCAUGCCCCCCGGUAUCCUCACGGGACCCCUGCCGGGAUGGAAGGGCUUCUGGAGAAAAAACGGGGCGGGAUGGGUGCACGCACGGAACGCGCUGGUAUCGGCUAUUACGGAGGCGAAGAGACUCGGCGUGACUUUCGUCGGGGGACAGCUGGAGGGGAAAGUCGUCCGACUACUCUACGACAGUGAGGGCAAGGAUGUGAUCGGUGUGCAAACGGCAGAUGGAAGGCAACAUCUCGCGUCACGGGUGAUUCUGGCUGCCGGUGCCAACGCCGAUCAAUUCCUGGACUUCAAAAAACAGCUUCGUCCGACCGCGUGGACGCUAGCGCAUAUCCGCAUGUCGCCCGAGGAAGCCCAGAAGUACCGUAACCUGCCCGUGCUGUUCAACGCAGACCAGGGCUUCUUCAUAGAGCCGGACGAGGACAAGCACGAGAUGAAGGUCUGCGACGAACACUGCGGUUACUGUAACUGGGUCAUGGACGAGAAUGGGGAACGACGCAGUGUCCCCUUUGCGAGGCACCAGAUUCCUGUUGAAUCAGCGGAGCGUAUCCGCGGUCUUCUGCGGGCUACCAUGCCGCAGCUCGCGGAGAGGCCGUUCUCAUUUGCCCGGAUCUGCUGGUGCGCUGAUACGGUCGACCGGAACUUCCUAAUCGAUUAUCAUCCUGAUCAUCCUUCACUUCUUCUGGCCGUGGGCGCGUCUGGGCGGGGAUUCGCCCAUAUCCCGUCUAUUGGGGGGUUUAUCGUUGAUCGACUCGAGGGUGUGCUGAAUGAGAGGAUCGCGUAUGCAGUUCGCUGGAGGCCAGAGCAGGCGGUUAAUCGGAACUGGGACGAUACGCAGAAUCGCUUCGGGGGAUCCUAUAAAGUUAUGGAUUUCCAGAAGGUUACUGAGUGGACGGAUAUUCCCCAUGAGGAUAACGCGUUGCCGUUUGGGAGUGUUGUUCCUCGUAUAUGA